Neomonachus schauinslandi (Hawaiian monk seal) is the source of this 1957-nucleotide messenger RNA. It is a transcript of the gene PYGO1, whose product is annotated as pygopus family PHD finger 1. The transcript is spliced from 3 exons. Bases 95 to 1354 code for a protein of 419 amino acids. Lineage: Eukaryota; Metazoa; Chordata; Mammalia; Carnivora; Phocidae. The record is from RefSeq and is a predicted model, not a curated record.
CGCAGCGGCCCCGCGAGGAGAAGGAGCCGCCGCCGCAGCAUCAAAGAGACCGAAUUCCCGCGGCCUGGGGGGGAGUCAUGCUUUGCGGUCUGUAAUGUCAGCAGAACAGGAGAAGGAUCCCAUUUCGCUGAAGAGAGUUCGAGGUGGUGAUAGUGGACUGGAUGGGUUAGGAGGACCAGGUGUACAACUAGGAAGCCCAGACAAGAAAAAACGCAAGACAAAUACACAGGGGCCUUCUUUUCCUCCAUUGUCUGAGUAUGCUCCACCACCAAAUCCAAACUCUGACCAUCUAGUGGCUGCUAAUCCAUUUGAUGACAACUAUAAUACUAUUUCCUAUAAACCACUGCCUUCAUCAAAUCCAUAUCUUGGCCCUGGUUAUCCUGGCUUUGGAGGCUAUAGCACAUUCAGAAUGCCACCUCACGUUCCUCCAAGAAUGUCUUCCCCAUACUGUGGUCCUUACUCACUCAGGAAUCAGCCACACCCAUUUCCGCAGAAUCCUUUGGGCAUGGGUUUUAAUCGACCUCAUGCUUUUAACUUUGGGCCACAUGAUAAUUCAAGCUUUGGAAAUCCAUCUUAUAAUAAUGCACUAAGUCAGAAUGUUAACAUGCCUAAUCAACAUUUUCGACAAAAUCCUGCUGAAAACUUCAAUCAGAUUCCUCCACAGAAUGCUAACCAAGUGUCUAACCCUGACUUGGCAUCUAACUUUGUCCCUGGAAAUAACUCAAAUUUUACUUCUCCGUUAGAAUCUAAUCAUUCUUUUAUUCCUCCCCCAAACACUUUCAGUCAAGCAAAAGCACCACCCCAAAAACAAGACUUUAGUCAAGGAGCAACCAAAAACACUAAUCAAAAUUCCUCUGCUCAUCCACCUCACUUAAAUAUGGAUGACACAGUGAAUCAGAGUAAUAUUGAGUUAAAAAAUGUUAAUCGAAACAAUGCAGUAAAUCAAGAGACUAGCCGUUCGAGUACCGCAGAAGCUACAAAUAACAGCCAUGCAAAUGGGACACAGAAUAAGCCACGACAACCUAGAGCUGCCCCAGAUACAUGCGCCACUGAAAAAAGCAAUAAAUCCUCUCUCCACCCAAGCCGUCAUGGCCAUUCUUCUUCUGACCCAGUGUAUCCUUGUGGAAUUUGUACAAACGAAGUGAAUGAUGAUCAGGAUGCCAUCUUGUGUGAAGCCUCUUGUCAGAAGUGGUUUCAUCGGAUCUGCACUGGAAUGACUGAAACCGCUUAUGGUCUCCUGACUGCAGAGGCAUCAGCAGUAUGGGGCUGUGAUACCUGUAUGGCUGACAAGGAUGUCCAGUUGAUGCGUACUCGGGAAACUUUUGGUCCACCUGCAGUGGGCAGUGAUGCUUAAUCACCGGCAUUAACUAAAGGGUUUUUUGGUUUUUUUUUUUCUCCUGUGUCUUACAGAGGUUCAGUGACACAGGAUUUUAAUGUUUUACAUUAUUUUUUUAAAUGCACACACAAAAAGAUUAUUUACCUUUUAGUUUUUAUUAAUAUUCUACUUCAUUACCAGUGCAAAUUUUGUGUUGUCUUUGUUUGCUAUCUUAAAUGAGAAUAAUGUAUAUGGGGGUGCUUUAGAAAGUACUAUACAAAUAAAUGUUAGGUGUUGUUGUUAAUCAUAAAAAAGCCUCUUGAAGCUUCAAAAUAAUAUAUAGCAAAUAUAGGCAAAUUUUGACUUUUAAAAGUUAGAAUCAUUGAAAAAUGUACAUUGCAGAGCUGAACUUUGGCAAUAUUACAUUAAAUGGUUCAAAAAAUUUUUCAAGGAUCUAUUUGAUAUGUUUUCAGAAAAAACUAUGUGUAGUUAUAACAUGGAAGAAAGCAUACAUUUUAAUGGAUGUUUUAAAAAAUAAUAGAUAUGUUACCAGAUUUCUUCCCACUAGGGUCCUUGAAAUUAGUGACGUUCCUAUUUUCAAGUCAGUCUUUUCAAGAUAUGUUUGUACAGAUAUGAGACAGA